AAAUUAUUUGUUGAUCAUUGAAAUAUAAAGUAAAAAAAUCAGAAGAAGAAGAAAUUAAUUGGACUUAAUUUUGAAAACGGAAAGGAAUUUUUGAAUUCCCUCUUUUUUGAUUUUAUUGUUGAUCACUUAUUUAUAUAUUAAUAAUACAUUUAGUAUUGUGUGAGCAAAUAGAAAACCGAAAAGAAUAAUUAGAAUGAACAAAAUAGUUGUUAAUUUGUUUAUUGUUAUUCUUGCUACCAUGACAUAUUCACAGUUAUUGACAAAUAUCAAUCCAAAUGAUAAAUUCUAUGAAAAUAACAAUAAACCAACUAAUCCGUUAUUUACAACAAUUAAUAAAACUUCUCAUAUGAAUUUAUUACCAAAUUCAUACUUUUUAGAUCAUUUAAAUACUGAUUAUUAUUUAAAUACUAAAGAGAAAUUCACUAAACAUCUUUAUCCUUUGAAGAGUCAGUUGAAACAACGACAAGAAUUUUUAAAAGAUAUUCUUCCGAGAAAUUCACAUAUUGAUCAGUCAUAUUUAGUUAAACGUGUUUUAGCUGAUUAUAGAAAACGGCAAGCUAUAUUAGCUGAUUACAAAAAACGCUCUACUUAUGAUAAUGAUAAUAAUGAUGAAGAGGAUGACAAUACAUCUAUAAAUAUGAAAUGAACUAAUGAAUUAAUUGGAAAUUCAUUACACUUUUUCUCGUGUGUGUGUGUGUCUGUGUGCAUGCAUGGUUGUACUCAUGCACUACCAUGUUAUAAUUUAUAUUCACAUUUAAAUUUUAGUAAAUUAUAAUGAUAAUCAAACAAAAUAAAAAAUUUAUCAUAUUAGUUUAUUAUUAUUAUUAUCAUUAGCUUUAUUCAAUAUUAUAUUUUCGGUACAAUAUAGAAUUCUCA
Molecule: messenger RNA, 876 nt
Organism: Schistosoma haematobium
Lineage: Eukaryota; Metazoa; Platyhelminthes; Trematoda; Strigeidida; Schistosomatidae
Exons: 3
Coding region: 194-646 (150 amino acids)
Source: RefSeq, a predicted model, not a curated record